CUUCAAUUCAUUUGCAACUGUCGUGACGUACGGACGUAAAAUACAUUCACGGAAACGGAUGCGCGUACUAAUACAUACUGAAUUUAUAAUUUUUUUCUUUCUCACUGAAAGAAAGAAAAUAUUUUAGACACACUUUAGGUUUUCUCCCAAAGAAUAGUACUAAAAGUUGUUAACAAAUUUCAAUUUGAAAAACCACGUAGUUUUUCAUAAAAGAAAAGUGAAUUGUUUUUUUUUCGUGUUUUUGCAUGUGUGCGUGAAAAGUGUUUGGUGAUUCAGAGAAAAGUAGACUUUGCAAAGUGCAAAAUACGUAGGAGCGAAAAAAGUGGAAGUCGCGCCGCAGUGGUAGAAGUUGCAGAAGAGGAUGCAAAAAAUCGAAUUGUAGCGAAACGAAACGAGUGUAGUGCUAAAUAGAAAAGAAAAACAUGCAAAUGUAUGUAUGUACACAGGUACGUACAUUUGUAGAAGUUAAAACGUAAACGAGCAAACCAGUUUUAUAAAAAACGAACUGAUUUCCAAGCUAAACUGACUAAAUAAUUUUUACAAAAGCAAAUACAACCAACUAUACAACAAACAAAUCGGUCAACCAACUCCACUUGGCGGUGCUGCAAUUCAUUCAAUUCAAAUGGUAAAUGAAAGUGCAAUUCUAGUGAAGUGAAACUCCAAAGAGAAAUGGAAAAAUUAAUUCGCAUUUUAUUCAUAUGGUUGGGCAUACGUACGCACAUGUGUGGUGUGUUUUUGUUAAUACCGUAUUAGUAAGGACUAAUCGAUAUUGCGGUCGUUUGAAACUCCAAUUUAAGAUCUUGCAUGCACAAAUACAUGCAUACAUAUGUUAUUAUAUUUCGUAUUAAAAAUCGUGUAAAUUAUGUAAAACUCUUUUAACAAACUUUUCACAUAUGCUAACAAACAUGCAUACAUAAAAUGCCCAUAAUAAUAAAAUCCUUGAUACAUAAAACUGAAAAUAUUCCCAUGAUUGUUGUUGUGGUAGAAAGCAUAUUAACUGUCAUUUUUCUUCAAUGUUGCCACCGAAAUCUUCCUAGAAUCGAAAAUUUUCGUAAUCCGCUGAAAUUAUGAGGACUGAAACUAGUUGCCCAUCCGCAUAAAUUGCACUUAAUUUAUGAGAUAAUUCCAAAUUAAGUCUUUAAUCCUGAAUAACGCCGCAAUCUGCCUAGUCUAUUACAAAUAGAUUUGUUAGCAUUAAGGCGUGCAUUCUAUUACAAAUUCACGGAAAAGCAGAAGGAACUCUGUGUGACUCAUUACUCAACUCUAAUUAAAUCAUCAUUCUGAAAGAAUAAAACUGGUUAUCCGACUGUUUUCUAUUGAAUGUUUUGGAAGAUUGUGCAACCAGAUUCUCAAAAGGUUAAUUAUACACUAAUAGCAGUGUAACAUGAAAACAAAAACAAACAACUGCACCGAUAAUAGCAUUAAGAGCAACACAAAGCAAUAGCAACAAAAAUGGCAGUUCAAGAGAUAAACAACGCCGCCUGUAGCGCCUGAAAAAAGGCAGCAGACGCCAUAAAUCAGUGACAACGGCAAAAUGUUCAUAGAAGUUUAUCAACAGCAGCAGCAGCAGCACCAGUUAAACAAAUCAACAACAGCAAAUAGCUACAACAAACACCAUUACAACAAAUAAAGCUAAAGACGAACGUGAACACUACUUAAAGCUGCCACAACAACGCUUAGCACCGACAACAAAGUGAACUUAAUACGAAUGUGUAAACAAAACUACAAGUAACAAUAACAAAAAAGAGAAGAAAACAACACAAAACACACACAAGAAACAAAUUCAGUGAAGCUGCAUCUACAAAAACAGUAGCGUUUCUAGCAAAAACAACCAUUAUACAGUAAUAGUGACAGCAGCAACAUAAAAACGUGCAAUCCGCCGACUAGCAGAGAGACAGACAGAUAGUCGUGUUGCUCUUGUAGUCAUUUUUUUUUUGUUGUUGCAUUAUUAGCACUCAAUCAGUAGCGAUAUACAGUUGCAGUGAGCAAUAAACAUCUUAUACCUGGAGUUGCAGUGUAGAUGUUGGGCGAAGUGUUUGCUAUUUAGAAGUUGGGAAGGAACUCCAACCAGUUCGUGUGUGAGGUGUUUACACGAAAGUCAGCUGCGAUAUAUAAAACUUAGCAAAAACAAGGGUGGAACAACGAAGCCAAUCGUGAUUCAGUUAUCGGGGCAAGUUAGUAAACGUACACGGUGGCAGCAACAAAAUACACAGUUGACUGUAGCAACAAUAAAUAAAAUAAAAACCUCACAGCGUUGUGUAACACAAUUAAAUUGUGCAGCGGAAAAACUCUAGAUUACCACAAAACAAAGCAAAAAACAUAAAAAAGAAACGGCAAUAGCAACAAGCGCGAUAAGUGCAAUAGAACACUGCUGCCACUACGAGCCGUCAGUAGCCCGAUUUGAUUGAGCGACAGCGCUGAUUGAGUGUCACCAGUGUCAAAGGAAUGCAGCUAAGCAAAAAGUAGUGGACAACCAUCGGUGUAGCCAAUGCAGCAGAUGCAUCUGUUGUCAAGCAUAAUUGCCAACCGAGACUUUUCGCAUUUCCUCAUGUUAAGUGCGUUGCCAUGUGAAGACGCAACGGUCACUACUCGUAGAAAUAGUUGCAACUAGAAUAGCAUACAGCAGAGACGCCGAGUGAAAAAAGAGGCAGUGUGUUUGAGGCAAAAGCAAGCCAGCAACAGUAACAGUAAAUAUCUUUGCUUUAAUUUUAAGUUGCUGCAAUUUGAGUCAACAACAGAAGCACAGUGAAAUUUUUGUGUAAUUGUUUUGCCUUGUGUAAACGCUAAAAUAAAUGCGACAAAGCGGCGUUGGACUGCAGACACAUACAUAUGCACGCAUUAUCGCAUACAAAACACUGAAUAGAAGUAUUCUGUGAAACAGAGAUCCAGUGUGGCAGACAAUAAACACAGUACAAACGGCAUUCAUAGUGAAACGGCAUCGUCCACAAAAUACGUACCCAACGGCAAAGCGAAUAAAAGUCGCAAUUUAAACCCAGCAGAUAGUCGCCAUUUUUUAUAGCUACUGGCUAAUGCUACAGCCUGGGAAUAACACUUAAUUUAGAAUUGCAAUUGUGUGUGUGAGUGUGGGGUUUUUUUCUUCUUUACUUUUCUACGGUUUCCUUUUUCGUUGCCGUUGAAUUGCAAUCAACAACAAAAACGCAUUUGAUGGUGUGGCGACAAAAGUCAAAAGAAUUCGCAGAGCGUGACUGCAGCGUGUGGAAGCAUUAAAGCAAAACGGGAGAUCGGUUUGCUAGUAAAAGAGCAAACAAACAAAAGAAAAUAACCAAAAAAGAGAAACAUAAAAAUCCACAGUUACAACAUAAACGUCGCUAAUACACGAGCAGCAUUUGCAUGCACCGGUGGCAACACAACAAUUUGCCUAAUGAAGCAUUAGGUAGUCUGACACAGCAACUUACGGCACAACAACAAACAAAAGCUGCUUUAGCAACAAAAGCCUUUCCCACAGCAAUUGUAAGCGAAGAGCAAACAAAGAAACAGUGACAACAACAACGACUACUAAAAUGGAUAGUACAGCGCAUUCACCAGCAGCACCCGUUCCGUCUGUGGCACAGCGUUCCGGCGUGACUACCAAUGGCCUUGAUUUAACAUCUCUGCCUCCAGUAGCGCCCAUACGUCAUGGGCGCCCAUUGCCCGCACAACGUGCUGGCAGCGGCUGUGCCAGCAACAAUGACAGCAGCUCAUCCACGACCACCUCUUCGCCGCCCCAGUACAGCGAGGAUGUGCGGCGCACAAAUAUGCCCACCACAUUAGAUCUACUACCACGUCAGGGCAGUGUAUCGUCCACAAAGACGUGUGAAGUCGAUUUGGGCGAUGAGGAACGCGAUACUUUUUCGCCAGUAAGCACCGGCACAAGCACAAGCGGUGGCUGUGAUGAUGGCAGCAGCACUCAAAGUAGUCCUAGUGGUGCAGCAAUGCUUGCUGCUGGCGGUGAUAGUAUUAACAGUGCAACAGCACCAGCAGCAGCUGCUGUAGCAGUGGCAACUGCAUACGACAAUAAAGUGUUUGAAGGCGUGCAUUUGCCCACCGUUGCACCUACACCGGCUGCUCGCCUGAAGGUGAAUAGCAAUGGCAGUAGUGGUGUUGGUGCUGGUGUUAGUGGAGGCCACCAUUCCACUUCAAAGGAGGAGAAACAGCGGCAAAAUGAGGAAAUUGUAAUUAUGGAGACGUCGUCGAUUUCUUCAGAGACUGGCUCUUGGGAAUCUGUUUUUCCACACGCGAGCAGUAUUGCAACUGGCACCGCAAUGUCAACAGUCGCUGUAUCGGCAGGCGUGCCCAUUGCCAGUACCAACACAGCGGCAGUAAGCAAACCUUGUGAGGUUAAUUUGCCUGCUUUUGGCACAGAAUUCUUGCAAGGUGAAGGCAAACCGUCGCAAACACCAUUUGAGCAACCGAAAGAGCGCGACAAAACCGGCGCCACUGAUUUACAAACUCAUUUACUUAAAGAGCCGGAUAUCUCGCCCUACCUACGGGAACGCACCUACUCCACGGGCGCGUCUGUGACAGCCGACACCAGUUCACUCUUUACCGGUGUCAGUACGCACUCUUUAUUGCGUGACCUUGAAAGACGUGAGAAUGGAAUGAAUUCAUCGGGGCACAGCGCUUGCUUUAUUGACGCUUCGUCGCUGCGUGAUGAAGAUGAAGUGCUCUCCUUCCCAAGUCUCGACGGACAGCAAUCGAACGAAGAUGCAAAGGAUAUUGAAGAAUGUGUGGAAGAGCCAAAGCAAGUAGAAGAAGAAGACGAGGAUUCGCCUACCAAAAAACUUGAAUCAUUCCAUAAAGCUUUUGCUAAAUGCAAAGUGAAAUCUAAGGAUUUGUCCGAGCCAGUGGAAACGUUUAAUUUAUCAAAGUCAAGUUCUAGCUCAAAUUCCGGCGCCGAUUCACCACAAAAACAAAUCUCAGCAGCCUCUGCCACGUCUACAAAUAAUCUCUCUGACGAGGAGAAACUAUGGAAGCGCGAGCACGAGAAUCAAAAGGCUCCAUUGAACACCGAAACCAAGGAACCCGUUGGUAAGAUCGCUCAACUUGUUCAACAGCAAAAUGCAUCUGCGCAUGAGGAUGCCACUGAAGCUUCGGUAUCCUUAGCAGCUGAUGCCGAUUCAUCUGACUCCUCUGAGAUUGUUAAACUGCGUCGUGAGCAAGAACAUAAGCAGCGUGGCCCAUAUAUUUUCCAACACAACAUGCAGCAGUUUAGUAUUCAUCCAUUGGCUGUAAGUCCAAAAUUUUCAAUGCACGGGUCAGCCGGCGCCAAUAUCACUCAUCCAAAUACCGUACAUGCCGCUCACAGUGAUCUCAGUUAUACAACCGACUACUCGUCGUCUAGUCCCGCGCCGAGCCUAGUUUGGUCCGAACAUGAACAUCGACCAAGUCUUAGCGGACGGGUUCACGUCGAUGACUCUGAUAGUCAUUUGCAUAAGAUAUUUGCUCAGCCAGACACACCGCACAACUCUAUAGCCCAUAUAGAAAACGCUUCAAGUAACAACUCUUCCAUACAUCGGGACUAUACAAUGUCAUCCUCACUAUCACACCAACGCGAUUCCGGCGCAUACUGCAGUGACGCCACAGACUCACCGGUACCAAUGCCUCGUACUCCGAAACGUUCUAAGUUCGAUGAAGCGAAUCCGAUCAUUUCCGGCGGUGCAUCAAUUAAAGACUUCGCGCCCAAACAGUGCGAGAGUCCACCCGUACAACGGCGACUGGAAUCAUGUCCAAUAGUUUCAGGUGGAUUCGCAUCGUUGGAAUUUGAACCAGCACGUCCACUAGCCGAUGAUGAUGAUGAGCAGGUGGAAAUGCGUUCAAGGCCAAAAACGCGUAAACCUAUUCCUGGUAUUGCAUCAUGGGUUGUGGACAUGAGCGACUGUCGACCGGAACGUCGUAAAAGUACCAGCUCAACUUCAAGUAUGGAAGUGUCUGCAAAUAAAUUUCGAGAACGUUCCGAUUCUACAAGCUCGCACAAGAGUGGUUGUGGCUUUUAUGUAUCUUUGGAUAACAUGGAUAAAAAGCCCAAUACCGAAGAUCUCAAUAAAACACAAAUAAAACCACAGAUGAGCAAAUCAUAUACGGCCCCCAAGCCGGCUGGCUUUUUUGUAAAUCUCUCAAAGAGUGAAUAUGCACCAGCCGAUGGAGAGAAAGCUACGGAGCUGAAGGGAGAAGAGCCGACAACAGAUAAGAAAAAUAUUUUUAGUAUGUUUAUAGAUAUUGGAGAAUGUAAGAAACCACCCGGUAGCAUGCCUAGAAAAGAGCCAUUCAGUUUAGCACAACGACUAUCAAGCUCCUAUGCUUCGCAUACAGCCCAGCGUCGCCCGGAUGAUGUGAUGCGUUCGAGCGCUAGCUCUACGGAAACACUAAUGGCGAAGAGCAGCAGUUUAAAGAUGAACGCAGACAGUGAAAUUUCUGGAGAAAGUAAGUCACUUGACUAUAAGUGUAACCUUGAGCCACCUAUAACUGUGGCAGCCAUACGGCGUAUUUCACAGCAGCAGCGCACACAAAACGAUGCAACCAAACGACAUUCGUGGGGAAAUAAUCCAUCAAAAGAAGGUGUGGCAUGCGAUUACAAACGCUCCAUCAGCCUUACAGCAAACGGCGAUUCAAAAGAGAAUGGUGGUAACGGAUUAAUGAGUAUUAUAGAUAAAAUACCGUUGAUUUCAAAGGCGUCCUCUUUGUCGGUAGAUAGCUCACUAUCACCUUUCGAUGAGUAUACUGGCUCCAAGUCAGAACUUAGCACUUGUUCCAAUAAUUCCGCGCGGAAUUCGAUGUCUGGUGGCGAACGUGACGAUGAAGUUUCUCAUGCUAGCGCUGCCGCGAAUAAUAGUGGAAGAGUUAAGAGGCGGCGCCGAGAUGUACAAAUCAAUGAAACAUUUGACAAAAGUAGUUUGGCUUCCAUAACGGACGGUGUGCUUUCCAAAGAUAUGUCACCAGCAUCCACCACUGAUACGGACGACUUGACUUUCCAGCAGGAUGAGGAACAAGCGAUGCGAGAAGCUGCAUUGCAACAACAGCAGCCACUUCAACAAGUGCCCUCAAAUCGCUCAUCAGCUAUUAUAAUGGAAACCAUAAUUGAGGCCAAGGAGACCUCCUCGCCUAAGAAAAAUGCCUCCGGACAUACGAUGGAGAGUCUACAUGCUACCAUAGAGAAACAGAAGAUGCUACUCGAAACUGUGAACGAACACGGCGAAGUGGAGAAGGGCAAAUUUGUAAAGCUGUCAGACAUGGAUAAGCCUGCAAAGUUCGAACUACACUCACCCGAGUCGAUGAGCAAGAGUGUUGGUAAUCAUCGCCAAAUCAAUCGGCUAUUUCGCGACGAUUCGAAAACGCGACCACAUUCAUGGACAAUGACACGUUCCCAAGGCAAUAGUUUCCUCAGUAUAACCAAUUCAGUGGAAAACAUACGCAGUUUAUCGCGUCUUUUCCCCAACUUCUCGAAAGAAUUCUCAAAUUCGCUGCCGAAUGACAUCAUAUGUGACCAAAUGGACUAUAUACAGACCGAUAUUAGCGGCGAUUCUAGUCUCGCCUCGAGUUUUAGUCGUUCCGGCAUGGAUGAGUCUUCCAUAUCGUGUCGUCAGCCACGUAGACUGGGCGAGGACUUGUUAAAAAUGUUCCUGCAAGAAGUUGCCACCGACAUGAUUGUCGAGGUGCAUGGACGACGCAUCAAGGCGCACAAGUGUAUUCUGCGCUCGCGUUGUCAGUAUUUUGCGGCUAUGUUGGCGGGCAGUGGUGCGCAGAGUGUAGUUUCACUACAAGGUUAUUCCUAUUCCGCUGUCCAUUUUGCAUUAUGUCACAUCUAUUCUGGCGCCUCGCAUCCACCAGAUGGCAUUAGUCUGAUGGAAUUGGCGGCGUUGGCUGAUCUGCUCGGCUUGGAAGGUUUGAAAGAAGUGACGGCGCACGCGUUGAAAACAAAUUAUUGCCACAAUUUCCACAAGCCCUGUUCGGGUUGUAUCGAUGGCAUUUUGCAGGUGUUGCCUGUGGCAUUGACUCACUCGUUGGAUGAUUUGUAUCGCAAAUGUUUGCGUUGGACAUGCCGUCAUUACAUGAAGGUUUGGCCAACACGUCAGUUUGCGCAACUACCAGCGGACAUACUGGGGCGAUGCCGGCAGCAAAUUGUCGCCUAUAUGACUUCGGAGAGCGUGUUGGACACAGUGCUCGACUGUGAUAAUCUACUGACGCAGUUAGCGACGUACCGCUGGAGCGGUAUCUGUGAGAGCCUCGUACGUGACAUACUAGACGCCGCCUACACCUACAUUGCCGAUCACUUUGCCAGCCUGAUAGCGAGCGACUCAUUCCUCUCGCUUGGCCAUGAUCGAAGUUGCCACAUACCGCGACUGGAGAGUGUACUAUUGCGCACAGCAUCUUCGCUCACACCAGAUCAAGCAUGUCGCAGCUAUCAGCGUGUCACGCGCCUUAAUACCGUGUUGCAGGCGAAAGUCAUACAAAUGCCGGCUAAUCUGGGUGAAUUGGCGAAGGAGUUGCAGGGCUUGCAAGAGGAGGAUUUAGAUUGGGAUGCUGAGUAUAUACGCUUGGUAAGCGCCAUACUUUCUGCCGUUGAGCAAUGUCUCAUACGACAAUGUUCACGUGCAAUGCGCGUAACUGCUUGGCAGCGCAUGGAUCUCGAUUUGCGUAAAAAGAUACAAACGUUGGCGCGUCUCACUGAACCAAUGGAUCUGAAGCGAAGCAAACCGGUCUCAAAAGCGUUCACAUUCAGUGGCAGCACACGCAACCAGGAUCUGCAUCAGGUGAAGUUGGCAAUACAAGCGCACUCGAAGCGCGCCAUGGCACAAGACACACAACUGUAUAAGGCAACGCAGACCCAGGAGGUUGGUAAUGUGCAGACAACCGAGCGCGGUGUACAGGCUAACAACGAUCUACGCGACGGCACAAGUAAAAUUCUCAAAUCGAACUCACGUGUGCAUGUGCCCCAGACGCUUCGGGCAAGUUCACAGAGUACUACUACUUCGGAGCGCAAUAGUGUAAACAUGCAUCGCCGCACUCAAUCCGAAGCACCGGUGCAUUUUAACAAAGUUUCCGCGCCUGCGCCUGCAGUACCACUAAAGCCUACUAGCGCCGAAACGAAGUCCGAUUCGAGCAAGAAAACAGUACCUCGCCUGUCCGACGUACGACCACGUUACCUGGAGCCGCGCAAAGUGCACGCUCCGGCCGGUUUCGGCAGCGGUCCCGUACGUAGUGCCACCAGUUCUAGCAUACCGGCCACCACCAAAGGUAAAGGCCGUCAGAUCUCAUCCAGCGACAGUUCGCGCACUUCCAGUCCAGCAGCUCGUAAAAACGCGAACCAAAUUGGACGCAAGUCUAUUAAUAUGUCGCUUGACAGUUUGGCAUCACCAUCGCGACGUGGCCGCAAUAUGCGCCUCAAAGCCACCGACAAUGCCGACCGUUUUUCGGAUCGUGGCGGUGAUUCGCUUGCGGACAGCAUGAAAAGUUCAGUGAUUACAAAUAAGGCGAUCUCACAGGAGUCGCUCUCCAGUGUCAUCAAGCUGUCGCGUUCGAAUCCGCUCAUUGGCAACAGCGGCAAACAGUUGGCAACUAUCGGUGGCAAGUUGCAAAAUGGUAAAACGUCAAAUGGCGUCGCGAAAACGAAUCGUGCGCCGAGCAUCGGUACCAAACCGCCAAAGCAUUUGCAACAGCAAAACAUAAAAUCAACCGGUUCGAGUCCUUCUUCAGUAACCACAACCAAGUCAGCGACAAGCCGCCUAUCGUCCGUAUCAUCCACACACUCAUCACGCGACAUGUUCAAAAACCGUUCGAUUUCGAUGCCGGGUCAAUCGUCAUCACAGAACACAGCUGGCGGUAAUCAACCUGGUACAGGUGGUGGACCGCGUAAAAGCUUCUUGUCGGCUAAGUCGCGAGAGAUACUCGCUCGCCGAGCCGAGAAAAACAAAUUACAACAGCAACAACAACAAAUGCAACAAGCCGCUAAUAGCUCCGGUGAUGAACGGAGCAACAAUAAAUACGCCGUCCCCGCACCCACCAAUAAGCAACAGCACCACCAUCAACACACCGGUCCAAUUCGUUCCGCUUCGCACACAGCCGUCACAGCAGUGACCAAUGCAAAUAAUACACGCAACUCGCUGCCUUCUAAUAUACCAACACGUCGCCCCAACUCGCUGCAAUUAAAGAAAUCUACAAAUAACGUAACUAUUAGCAACCAAAACAACAACAAAAUCAUUAACGCCACCAACGGCGUGUUGAAGGCAGCGCAUGCGGUCAAACAGAAAAUCGAAUUGUUUAUCGACACAUCUACAUCAGCAGGUGGCCGCGACGAGAAGGUGACACCACCAUCACAAGUGGAGCAAAAAACAAUAAACCAACAACAGCAGCCACGUUGCGAAACGAAAUUGGAACGCUCGAGUACAUUUUGUAAGGAGACCUCCGAUAUGGACAUCAAUGAAUUGCAGAUUAUCGAGUAGAGAGGGGAAUGAAAUUUGGCGGGAACUCAGUCGUAAAUGAGAUCGCCACGAGAGGAAGAAUAAUGCUGCAUUCAUGGAGGAGAACAAUACGUAACUGUAAACACACUUACGUCCGCACUAUGAACGCCACUCUAGUCAAUAAUAAAGGAGAAUUGCUGUUAAUGGAAAAAUUCAAAUUUAAAAAGUUGUUAUUUUCGAAAACUUAAAAACUUAACUGUCAAUAAUUUCAUAUUUGCGCAAACCUCUGAACUGCAAACGUAAUCAAAAUUACCGAAAACUGUUGAGUCGUGAAAAGCAGGUAGUAGGCAAAGAAAAAAGCAUCGAUAUACGAGUAUACACGUAAAACCUACUUACACUAUCUACAUACAUACACAAAAGAUUAGUUUGUUGCAAACGAAACGCGUUAUUAAAAAAUAUAUAUAAACAAAUAUGAAAGUUAGUAGUGUUUGCCGCUACAAAUACCCUUCCUCUACAAGCCCUAUAAAAUCAUGCAAAUAUUAGUAACCAUAGCUGAAUAAAUGCAGCGCUUAGCAAGCAACAAUUGAUAAAAAAACAUCUAAAGAAUUAUUUGUCAAAAAAAGGAAGAAAAAUCGGCCGUUCGAAAACGAAUGUUUUAGAAGUAUAGAUUAGAAGUGUAAUUAAUUUCGUGAUAUUAUUUACAAAUGCUUCGUUUCUUUUUUGUAGAAAGAGCAUAUAAAUGUUUGUAUACGUGCAUACAUACAUACACGCAUACUCUUAGAUCUGCUUAAGGCUUUAAUUUAAGAUCAAACAAAUAUUUUGAUCUUUUUUUUUUUUUGUGUAGCUUCCACUUGAAUUACACACUUCUCCUAAUAAAUAAGAAAGUCUUCUAAAUACCAAAAAUAAAUAUUUAAUUAUUGCUCAUAGUGUGCAAUUGUUUUUCACUUUUAGUUUGCUUGUGCCACGAAAAUUAAGAGAAGCGCUUAAAGCAGUUUAAAAUACUUCAGGCAAUGUGAACAUUACGAAGGAAAAUCUAUAAAUAUUAAAUAUGUAGAAUAUGAGAAAAUGCAAUUUGUAAUUAUUUUAAGUACAAAAUAUUUCGCAGGCUCUUGCACACUUUUUUGUGGAAAUAUUUUUGAAAUAUUAGAAACUAUCUCUAAUUUCGAUUGCAAUACUGCUCUACUGUAGGCCUUGGCGCGCAUAAUAUUUAUAUUGCAUUGUGUGCGUUUGCCUCCGAUCAUGUCAUGGCCCAUGCAUCUGCAUUUGUGUAUACUAUUAAAUGCACUUGAUUAUACCUAUACUCCCCAAUAUAUGUACGUACGUUUUUUAUAUGAAUACUGCGGAAACGACUUAAUUUUAUAAAAGAGAGCAAACAUGAAAUUUUAGUUCUAAGUAAUGAUACAAUGCAAUUACGUUUAUUGGACUUAAAAAUUUUUUUUUUUUUGAGUCGAAUUUUUUUAUAUUUUUCAGAAAAUUUAAAGAUAAAUUGGUAUUUUGGCUGGCUGCAGAAUAGUAAAAUUAAGUAUUUCACAAAUUUGUAUGUGUGUACGUUAAUUGUAUUAUGCUAUGAAAUAUACAUUAAUAUUAAAAUAAAUAAAAUAAAAUGUUUCGCUUUUUCAAAGAAAUACAAAGAAAA
Anastrepha ludens (Mexican fruit fly) is the source of this 12030-nucleotide messenger RNA. RefSeq lists its product as uncharacterized. The record is from RefSeq and is a predicted model, not a curated record. The coding region runs from base 3522 to 10436 and encodes 2304 amino acids. The transcript has 7 exons. NCBI's taxonomy places the organism in Eukaryota, Metazoa, Arthropoda, Insecta, Diptera, Tephritidae. Gene Ontology annotation, molecular function: protein binding.